AUGAGGCGGAUAUUUUUUCUCCUUUGCUUGAUCCUACUUAGCACCGGCAGUGCACGAGGGAUAUCCCACGGGCACACGGAUCAUUCUCACCUUCAUCAUCCUCGAGCUGUCAAUGCAACGUUUGGGGACUCAGAGGCUGCACGCAAGGUCUCUCGUGCCCUUGAAGCCUUGCGAGUCGUGAACAAGCUACGCUAUGAGAACAUUCAAUACAAUCGAUAUGAGCUCGCCGAUCCCAGCCUGGUGACUGGCGAGAGAGUUACCGCUGCCCCCCUGGACUUUUCGCCCGAGAAUGUGCGAAAACUGUCCUCCAUGGCGGCCUCUUUCAAGGCCGAAUCUGUCGACUAUUCGGGUAGGAAGAGAGAUAGCUCCUCAUCUCCUGACAGCCAGAGCUUCGUGUACUCCAUCUCUCCGGACCUGGCUGAAGCUGCCCGCAUACUUGCGGAAUCCGCUCCUCCUUCUCCGUCAAAGGGGAAAGAAAGCGCCCUCGCAGCCAAAGUACAAGCCAAGUAUGGCCUUAAAGGGAAUGACACAAAUGUGGCCAGUCAAAGCCUACGCGGCCCAGACGGAUUGCUGGAGUAUGCGCCUUCCGUCGAUAUGGAAGCCCCGAUUCGGGUGACGGACAAAUCCCUGGAGAAAAGGGCCGCAUCGGGAUCUGGUUACUGGAUGGCCAACAUAGAGCAGCGCGGCGCUAGCCCAUAUGCCCCGGAAGGAUACAAGGUGUGGAGGAAUAUCAAGGACUAUGGCGCAAAGGGAGAUGGACUAUCUGACGAUACCGCCGCUAUCAACAAAGCAAUUUCUGACGGCGGGAGAUGUGGUGCCGACUGUGGCUCAAGCACAAUCUACCCAGCAGUGGUCUACUUCCCUCCCGGCACAUACCUAGUCAGCAGUCCAAUUAUACAAUACUACAAUACCCAAUUCCUCGGCGAUCCCACCAAUUAUCCCACGAUUCUCGCAGCCGCCAGUUUUGUUGGUCUAGGUGUGAUCACCUCCGAUGUCUAUGUUGGAGAUCAGCAGGAAUGGUACCUCAACACAAACAAUUUUCUACGGAACAUUCGCAACUUCAAGAUGGACAUCACACGUACCGAUCCGACUGCAUACGUGUGUGCCAUCCAUUGGCAGGUGGCUCAGGGGACCUCACUCGAGAAUAUAGAGUUCUAUAUGUCUCAAGAUGCGGGCACAACCCAGCAGGGGCUCUACAUGGAAAAUGGAAGUGGGGGCUUCAUGAGCAAUCUAACUUUUGUUGGCGGAAACUUUGGUGCUUAUCUCGGGAACCAGCAAUUUACCACGCAGCAUCUUGUGUUUGUCAAUUGCAAAACUGCCCUUCAGAUCCACUGGGACUGGUCGUGGACCAUGCAGGAUGUUGUGAUUGAAUCAUGCCAAACAGGAAUCGUCGUCACUGGUGGUGUGAGUGCAUCCUGUCGACCUCAUAGUUUCGAUAUGCUAAGAAACAAACUUUCCUUCCAGGCCGGUGGUCCGAUGAGCAGUGGCCAAGGCGUUGGUUCAUUUAUCCUUGUUGACGCCGUGAUUGCCAAUACCCCAACUGGCAUCUUGACCUCGCUGUACAGUACCAAUUCCACCGCAUUCCUCUUGCAGAAUGUUGGGUUCUACAACGUUGAGAAAGCCAUCAUGGCGGAACGACGCGCCGAUCCCAUCCUCGCGGGGGGGAACGAGGUGCUCAUUGACGCAUGGGGCUUUGGCCUCUACGCUCAGGACGCAGACGUUCAAUUUGCCCAGCAAAAAGUGCUUCCGACCAUGCAGCGUGCCAAAGAACUCGUUAGCUCUAUUUCUUACAACAAAGGAACAUUUAACUUUUUCACCCGCCGUCGACCACAAUACGCCGAUAUUGGUCACAGCCAGGUGUUCGACGUCACGGCCUAUGGGGCUAAGGGCGACGGCGUGACUGACGACACUAUCAUUCUCAAUAGUGUGUUCAUUGUUGCCGCGAACCUGUCGUCGAUCGUCUAUAUUCCUCAUGGUGUCUACAAGGUAACAGAUACCCUGAAGAUUCCCAAAGGGUCCCGCAUCGUUGGACAGGCUUGGUCUCAGAUCAUGGCAACAGGCCCCAAAUUCCAAGAUGCUGACCAUCCACAUGUGGCGGUCCAAGUGGGCCAUGAAGGCGAAAUCGGGAUUGUCGAGAUCCAAGAUCUGCUGUUUACUGUUUCAGGUCCCACCGCUGGAGCUGUCUUGGUGGAAUGGAAUAUCCAUGAAUCGAGCCAAGGGUCGGCAGGAUUAUGGGAUUCCCAUUUCCGGGUUGGAGGCGCAAAGGGCUCCCAUCUUCAAGCUUCUGAGUGCCCAAAGAAGCAAUUCCCUCUCAUCAAACAAAACUGUAUAGCUGCUUCGUUACUGCUUCGUAUCACUUCUUCCGCUUCUGCUUACCUCGAGAACGUGUGGGCAUGGACAGCAGAUCAUGAUCUCGAUGUGAAAUCUCAGGAUCAAAUCGAUGUCUUUUCUGCUCGUGGGAUCUUGGUUGAGAGCCACGGACCAACGUGGAUGUACGGCACUGCAUCCGAACAUAAUGUUCUUUACCAGUAUCAGCUUUCGGGCGCGCAGAAAAUUGUGAUGGGAAUGAUCCAGACGGAAACGCCAUAUUUCCAACCGCUUCCUGCAGCACCCGAGCCUUUUAAGCCCGGUCAGUUUCCCAAUGACCCUGACUUCACUAACUGUGGCAACAAUAUAGCUGGCUGUGCCAUGGCCUGGGCUGUGAGGAUCAUCGAUUCUUCUACUGUCUAUAUGCUAGGCUCCGGGCUUUACAGCUGGUUUACGUUCUACACACAGGAUUGUCUCGAGACUGGCAAUUGCCAGGAGCGGGGCUUCUACGUUGAGCAGAGCACUAAUACCUGGGUGUACAACCUUGUCACCAAAGGAAUCACGGAAUCCAUCAGCCCGACAGGGGAAAACCCACUCUAUGCCCGAGAUGUCCGGAAUGGCUAUACCUCGUCUCUCCUCGCCUGGCUCCACACCGGAACAGGGGCCAUUGGGAAGCGCAAAUUCCCGGGCUUCUACCUGUGGGACGAUGAGCAGGACCAGGAUGUCUUGAGCGGCGUUUCAUCUACCUGCAAAGCAUCUCUAACACGUCUGGUCGAAUGUCAUGAUCAAGUAUACAUGCUCAGGGCCUUACAAUGGAGGGGGUCCAUGCACAACGAUACAUUGACUGAUUUAAUGUGUGACAAAACCUGCGGACAGUCUCUCCAAGUGUGGUUGGAGAGUGUCUUAAUCGACUGCGCCCGGGAGCAUGACCAUGUUGUUUUGGCCGAGCCCGGCGGCAUCGUUUGGGCUGGAUGGAACGAGACAUGCGUCAAAGACCCCAACACGGGGAAAUACUGUGGCGGUAAAUCCAUCCCAAGUAGCUGCGUGUACAAUGGCGGACUGACAACUAAUCUAUACACGUUCGCUACAGAUGCCAUUGAUGAAUUCACUGUUGUCCAGUCCAUCUCCGAUAUGCCACCAGGUGAACUGUGCUCAUACUGCUAUGUCACCCGCUACAAGAUGAUGCAAGCGACUCCGUACUCUAUUUAUGACGAGACUUACCAGUCUGACCUAGAGUUCAUUCAUUCGAAAUGCGGGCUCAGCGGGCCCACAAAUAUCCUCCCACCGCUGCAGGAGUUCCCAGACCCAUAUAAGAACAACCUCACAUUCUGCAUCUCUGAAACGACGUAUACGGCGGACCCUGGGGAUACCUGUGAUUCAAUCUCACGGAAGUACAGUGUGUCAUCGGCCUCGCUGUAUAUGGGCAACCCCAAUCUCCACGACUGCCGAAACAUCCCCGCUGGCACGGAACUUUGCAUCCCGCUCUCUUGCAAUCCCACCUAUACUCUCAAAGACAACGACACGUGUAUUUCUGUCGAAGCCUCCCUCGGCUUACCAUACUCGGCCGGUGCUACCCUUCGCAAAUUCAAUCCAUGGCUACUGAACGACUGUUCCAAUCUUCAUGUGGCCAGUAAUCAGGUUUAUGGGCACGUGCUCUGCGGUGCUCCACAAGGGGGCACUGCAACUGGUGCUGCUCCUCCGCCGGGCGUGACCUCUCUACCACAGACGGGCGGCUACACUGAAACUGCACCUCCUACCAACGCCACGGUGGCCAAGGGCACAACUUUCAGAUGCGGCAAAUGGUACGUAGUCACAGCUGCAGAGGCUAUCAGUUGUACGAUGCUUUGUAUGCAAGGACCGGUCGACCGGGAGACCUUCCUGAGGGCCAACCCUUCCUUGGCUGCAGGCAACUGUGAUGCUCUCUUAGUGGCGGGGGAUGCGUAUUGCGUUGGACCAGUGUCGGGAUUUGAUGCUACCGACAGGAAUAGCACCGCCAGCAGCACAAGUAUGGAAAUGACAUAG
Messenger RNA from Aspergillus fischeri NRRL 181, 4329 nucleotides. Its product is annotated as putative 1,3-beta glucanase. The transcript is spliced from 10 exons. Bases 1 to 4329 code for a protein of 1442 amino acids. Lineage: Eukaryota; Fungi; Ascomycota; Eurotiomycetes; Eurotiales; Aspergillaceae. The record is from RefSeq and is a predicted model, not a curated record. Gene Ontology annotation, molecular function: polygalacturonase activity.